AUGCUGAUCACUGCGCGCACGUAUUCGGCUUCUCAGACCCCAGAUCAAGGAGCAACUUAUUCCUACAUUGAACGGUCAUCGCGGUUUCAUACCCUCUCAGGGUGGCAGACAAAUUCAGUGGAUGCUAGAAAAGCGACAGAUAUGUUGUUAAUCCACCAAGUCGGAAGUGUUCGUGUGGGAGAAGUGGUCAGGUAUACAAUCAGAUAUACACCAGCGGCCGAUCCAAUCCUACCUAUUCCUUCAAAUCUCUACGUCAGGGUGAAAAAUACAUCUGCCAUACCAUUACGCGCCGCGUACCUACAUGGCCCGUACACGCUGUACGCCGCUUGUUAUCCCGCACAGUUUGACCCCAACACCAAGUAUGAGAAACAAGGAAUAGAGGGAAUACCGCAAUAUGAGCCAUAUCUCAAGGCCGGAGGCGGUUGGGAUGCCACCAUCCAGAUACCAUCUCAUCUACAGGACGCUCAUAAAUUCGGCUCUCCGGGUCAAGGUGGACCGACAAGCGGACAAAGCGUUACUUGGAUUGUUGAGAUACAAUCUCAGGUGAUAUUCUCGAGUAGCGCCGCGGUCCAUUUUGAGUUGCUAGUGGGCCGAGAUGAGAAAUCUUUAGCAUAUUUCUCUGGCGGCUCAUGGAGCAGUGGGAACGGUCCUCCAGGGAAACUGCAAGAUCACUGGCUACCGCAUACCAAGGGCAGCCAGGCGCUUGCUUCAAACGGUGUAUACUCAAAAUCCAUCGCUGUCAAUGUUGAUGACACAAACAGUCUAUGGAACAGUCCAGCAUUCCCAUCGGUCAAGGAUGCUUCGAAAAUGACUGAUCCGAUGGAUGUGGACUCGCAGCCUUCGGCUGACAAACAGAAGUUGAAUGACAAUACUGAAGCUCCAACAAAAGAAGCUAAAAAGAAGAAGGUUCACCUUGUCUUGCUGACACACGGAUUGCACAGUAAUCUUGGAGCAGACAUGCUUUACCUGAAGGAAAGCAUCGAUUCUGCAAUGAGAAAGUCCGACACAAUGAGAAAAUCCAAAAAGGAAGCCAGCAAAGCCAACGCUCCUCACGUUGUCCCCGUUCGACCGGAUAGUCCAAACUUUCCCACAAGUAGUUCCAGUGAUGCCGGAGAGCAAAAUGAUCAAGCCGGUGAUGUCUCUGAAUCUGAUGAGAGCGAGCAAGUCAUUGUCAGAGGAUUCUCUGGCAAUGCUGUUCGAACUGAACGUGGAAUUCAAUACCUUGGCAAGCGGCUGGCUAAAUAUGUCCUUCUUCUCACAUAUCCUGAUCAGCCUUAUUUCCCUCUCAAAGGCUCGGCACCCAAGCCAUUUUCUCGACCCUUCAUUAGUCGCAAAGACCGAGCUCAACGAUCAUCGACGUCUGGUUCGGCUGGAUCAACUCAAGAGAAUGCCCAACUAGAUCAAAGUGAUGACCAUGCUUACCAAAUUACGAGCAUUAGUUUUGUUGGACACUCUCUUGGGGGGCUGAUUCAAACAUAUGCAAUUGCCUAUAUCCAAAAGCACUCCCCUCAGUUCUUCGAGCAGAUCAAACCUGUCAACUUCAUCGCCCUUGCAACCCCAUUCCUUGGUCUCAGCAAUGAAAAUCCGAUCUAUGUUCGAUUUGCUCUAGAUUUGGGUCUAGUGGGUCGUACUGGACAGGAUCUUGGGUUGAGUUGGACAGCACCGAAAGUUCGAAGUGGCUGGGGAGCCAUGAUUGCAGGAAAAGGGGACGCUGCAAAGGACCAAAAUAAUUCAGAUCCUGGUUCUAAGCCUCUUCUGCGCAUCUUACCCUGCGGUCCUGCCCACGAAGUUCUUAGCAAAUUCCAACAUCGCACCGUGUAUUCAAAUGUCGUGAACGAUGGGAUAGUUCCUUUACGGACAUCGUGUCUGCUGUUUCUGGACUGGAGGGGUCUGGAUCGGGUUGAGAAGGCGAGGAGAGACAAUGGUCUUGUUGGGACUAUGGCUGAAUGGGGGUGGGCAGAGUUGACUGGGGCCAACUCGAAGUCGCCGCGAUUUGUUCGCUCGGAUGAAGAAUCACCAUUGAGCCUCUCGACUACGGAGGCAGAUCCUCUUAGUGCACAUUCUGCGACUCAGGUUGCACAAAGCCCCAACUGUGAUGAAGAAGUGAACACAACCCCACUCUCCCCAAAGCCGGGGCAAUUUCUAGUGCAACCUAAUCCGUCUCACAAGAGCAUCACAGCAAGUGCCUCGGAAAAUACGCCACUUGGUCCCCUAGAUAGCUUCUUCUCACUGUUUCGUCCCAAAGAAGGCAAAAGUCAUAGCGGCAAGAAUUCCAGAAUCUACAAUCGAAGCCAAACUCUGAGCUCUUUCGGAACCGGUGCUAGUGAUCAUCCACCGCCUAUUCCUCACGGACAUGCUCGUGAACAUGAGGGAAUGCACACGCCACCUAAAACGACGUUUUUUGAGUCUGCGGGAGACUUGCUGAUGCCACCCCUGCCCCCUGCAGAUUUCAUUUUGGACCCCGCCUCGCGACCCAGGACGAUUUUCCAUGAUCGCGUCUAUCAUCCAGACGAUAUACCACCACCUUUGCCGGUCAAGCGACGCACAUUGGCCUUUGGCUCGUCACAGGGCAAACAAUCCAAGUCAACACCCAGUUCUAGCAUUCAACAUUCCCCGGGUACUAGCACCAAUCCGAAAAACAGCGAGAGCGGCCUCAAAGUUGAAGAGAAAAUUGCGAGGGCCUAUCACCGCGAUCUGUCAUGGCGGAAGGUCCUUGUUCGACUCGAACCCGAUGCCCACAACAACAUCAUCGUGCGACGUAUGUUCACCAAUGCGUAUGGUUGGCCUGUGGUCAAACACUUGGUUGACACACAUUUUGGCCAUACGCCCAUGGUGGACAUUGAGGAUUCACUGAAGCAAAAUGUGGACAGGGCCAAGUCCCCGAAUGUUGGACCCACUAGCUCCGGUGACGAGGUUGAAGGACAGUCCGAUUCUGCCCAGCCUCAGAUCACCAGGAGAGAUACAGAUAUAUUACCAAGUGUAUCUGGUCUUUAUCUGUCGGAAGAUUUGGCUGAUUAUGACCGAAGCGACAUGUUCGCGGCCGAGCACGAAUCUCACAGGACCCUGAGUGCCAGCGAAAGAGGAACACAUUCGGAGGUAUCCAGGCAAGAUUCGGCACGCUGGACAGAUCGUGAAAUUGAUGAAGAUAAUGACUGCGAGUCCGGCCUGGAGGAGAAUCACUCGGGCUUCCGGUGGUCUCGUUAG
This is a messenger RNA of Penicillium soppii, 3204 nucleotides long. Its product is annotated as lipase ROG1 family protein. NCBI's taxonomy places the organism in Eukaryota, Fungi, Ascomycota, Eurotiomycetes, Eurotiales, Aspergillaceae. Bases 1 to 3204 code for a protein of 1067 amino acids. The record is from RefSeq and is a predicted model, not a curated record. Gene Ontology annotation, molecular function: monoacylglycerol lipase activity. The transcript is spliced from 3 exons.